Amphiprion ocellaris (clown anemonefish) is the source of this 4276-nucleotide messenger RNA. RefSeq names its product alpha-tectorin-like. NCBI's taxonomy places the organism in Eukaryota, Metazoa, Chordata, Actinopteri, Pomacentridae. The coding region runs from base 204 to 2537 and encodes 777 amino acids. The transcript has 19 exons. The record is from RefSeq and is a predicted model, not a curated record.
UCCCUUGGUUCAUCCCCCUGGUCCGUCCCCUGGUCCGUCUCUCUGGUCUGAGGCGUCUCAUAAAGGCGGCGUCCUCCUCGUAGAGACCCAUCUUUGGCUGCUGGAUCAUCGGAACCUUCAUCCUCAUCAUCCUCCAUCUCUGCUAAAGCUGCUGUAAUUCAGGAAGCUGUGUCUUCCAGCUCAGCUGAUUGGCUGCCUUCAACAUGCUCCGUCCCCUGCUCCUCCUGUCAGCCGUUGCCAUGGUGACAGCUUCUGUAAAAACCAUCAGAAGCGACCAGAAUGUCAGCAUCAGCUCCUGUCCAAUCAGAUACUACGGUGUGGAGUACAACAACAUCUAUAUAAAAUUUACGAACAACAAACUCGCCAUCUGUUUCGACGCCAUGUACAAUGUUACGGCUGUUGGCGACUGCAUCAUCGGACCGAAACCGGUGGCGUCGGUGGACUUCAGUAUUCUUCAAACAGCGGUGAGAAGUCGCUUUCAGAACGUGAGCGGCACGUCAAACUGCAGCGUGAAGUUUGAAGCUCAGUUAACCAGCGGACGCUUUACACUUAAUUUAUUCAACUUCGGCACUGAAGCAGUGAUGUCUGUCACCUCCACUGGGGCAAUGAAAUUUGAGGCGAUGGUGAACGGCACCACGGUCGAUACGCUAAACCUCCCAUCAGCAACCGCUCAUGUGGACAUCAGCGGAUGCAGAGACGCAGGUGCUGUGUAUAAACCUGGUUCGGUGGUGAGUUCUGAUCCAAACACCUGCUUCACUCGCACCUGUGACCAGGUUGCAACCGUCCAGAAUUCAGCUUGCGGCGCCUUGGAGACGUGUCUAGGCAACGGGAGCUGUGGUCAUGGCGCCAUCUGCACUGUGACUGCCAACACCGUCAUCGACAUCCACGGAAAGCUGAAAACCAUCGAGGAUCGCUGUUCCUACACUCUGCUGUCGGCGCCGUCUGACCCAGACUUCCAGAUUGUGGCCCACUUCCGGGAACGGCGGCGCACAGACGUGAGCUUCUUGGAGAGUGUGGUUCUCCAGCUGAACGACGUGGGCUUUCACAUCCACCUGGACCAAGGAAACAGAGCUUCACUCAACGAGUCUCUGCUGAGCCUCAACAGUUCGGUCCGCAGCGUUCAGGGAGUCCUGAUGUCCAGAGACCACCGAGGAGUCACCGCCGAGGCGUCGCUCAGCGGCUCCACCGCCUCGGUGUUCUUCGACGGCCACAUGGCUCAGAUCCACGUCGAAGGUCCUGCUGUGAAAACCCUCGGAGGUCUGUGUGGAAAGUCCAGCGCUGAUCUGAGUCGGCUGAGAAGCUCCGACAGCAGCUGUCAGAAGAAGCACCAACAGUCUCCUGACAGCAGCAUCGAUUGCAUGGCUGUGGCUGAACGAUGUAGCCUCCUGAAUAAGCCGCCCUUCGACAUCUGCCACCAGCACAGCGGCCCACAGCCCUUCAUCACCGCCUGCAGCCAGACUCUGUGUGAAUAUCCGGCUCUGGACGGCUUCAACUGUCAGUUCCUGGAGGCCUACGCCAGGAGCUGCCAGCUGAACAACGUCACCCUGAAGAGCUGGAGGCCCGGAGCUAGCUGCCCCUCCCCUCAAGCCUUCUGUCGGGACAGAACCUGCAGCGAUCAUGAGUUUUGCGGAGAGAAGACGCUCGGCGGCGAAACCCGCUGCUUCUGUCGAGCCAUUUUCGCCUCCAAGUACCGGACGUCGGACACUUUGGGAGAACCAACGGUCUGCAAUCAGAGCUCUGCUUCGGUCAUUCUGGUCGGCUGCCUGCUGGAGGACAAAGGCAUCAAACACUCGGCGCUACACCUCAACGACGACACCUGCAGGGGCGUCAUGGACCCGCUGGACCACAUGGUGACCUUCAGCUUCAACGGAACCAACAACUGUGGAGCCGAGGUCACGACCGAUGGCAACAAAGUCAUCUACACCAACACCAUCAAGACCGGAAACAUCACCACCGGAGUCAUCACUCGCCAUGACCAGGUCUACAUCAACUUCUCCUGCAUUCACACUCAGCCGGAGGUCAAGACUGCGGCCUUCAAGAUCAAAGACAGCUCUGUGAUGGAGAACAUCACCACCGGAGCCUGGAACUACACCCUGACCAUGAGGGCCUACAGCGACCCAGGCCUCUCCCAGGUCGUGGACUCCAACACCGAGGUGCAGCUGAACCAGAAGAUCUGGGUAGAGCUGAACACUGUGGGGCUGGAGGGAGGCCUGGUCGCCCUGGUGACCGACUCCUGCUGGGCCACCAAAGACCAGCCACCAAACUCUACCGUCAGACACGACCUGAUCUCCAAUGGCUGUGCAGAUUCUGGUGACCAGACGGUGAAAGUGAUGGGAAACGGACUGGGAACCUCCAACUCCUUCUCCUUCAACAUGUUCCAGUUCUCCGGCAGCAGCACUGACGUCUACCUGCACUGCAAACUGGAGCUGUGCGUCAAAAGCAGCAAGAGCUGCGAACCGACCUGUAGCGGAAACAGUCGGAAACGCAGAUCUGUUCGAUACAGCGCCACCUUCAUCAGCAUGACGUGGACCAAAUAGGUGGUUCCCACAGCCACUUGGACCGACUUCCAUGAUGAUCCCUAAUGUUGACUGGUCCUGAUGCUGAGCCUGGAGGUGUGGAAGUAUUGCGAGGACAGGACCAAACUGUCCUCUGUGACGGCAGAUAUUUACUCUCGGUGAAGGGAAGUUUGUGGGCUGCAUUUACUGAAACGUGGUCCGAUAUCACCUCAUCUCCCAGCAUGCCUCAGGGCUGUCAGAUGUUGGGUUAGAAGAAGCAUUUUUACUUCUCAGUCUGCUACAGCUGAAGAUAUUUGAGGCACAAAUAUGCAAAACUAUCAAGUAUUUCAGAGAAUAAACAAAGAUGCAGUCAUUCAUAGAUGUCCUCUGGGGCGCAGACAUUUAAAGGUGAAAACAAAUUUUAAAAGUAGUUCUGAAACGAGCUCAGGGAAACGGUGACUGGAAAGAACGUAACCUCUGUUCUUACUGUGUGAUUUCUACCAGUUUUCUGGAUUUCAUUUCUGUUGGACGAUUCUAUUAAAAAUCAACCGAUCCUCAUAUCAGGUCAGAGCCAAAAGAUCAGUUUGGUUGAGCACAAGGUUGGUUAAGUUGAUGUGAAGCAUGGUGGUGGCAGCAUCAUGACGUGAAGCAUGGUGAUGGCAGCAUCAUGAUGUGAAGCAUGGUGGUGGCAGCAUCAUGAUGUGAAGCACGGUGGUGGCAGCAUCAUGAUGUGAAGCAUGGUGGUGGCAGCAUCAUGAUGAAACAUGGUGGUGGCAGCAUCAUGAUGUGAAGCACGGUGGUGGCAGCAUCAUGAUGUGAAGCACGGUGGUGGCAGCAUCAUGAUGUGAAGCAUGGUGGUGGCAGCAUCAUGAUGUGAAGUGAAGCACGGUGGUGGCAGCAUCAUGAUGUGGGGAUGCUUCUUUUACUGUGCAAACUAUGAUACAUCACAUAAUAUUGAUACGAACCGAAACCAGAUUUAAUGUUUAAAUUGUGACACCCGGCGUCGAUGUAAAACUGAUUUUGGCUUUUGUCUUUUUCUGUCUCUUCUGUGUCAUUUGGUGCCUGAUUUUUCUCUUUUUUUUUUGCUAUUUCUGUUAUUUAGUGUUUUGCUUUUUUCAUCUUUUUGUGUCUCGUUUUCAUCAUUCUGUCUUAUUUUGUUGUUUUAUGUCUUGUUUGUCUAAUUUUGUGUCUCUUGAUUAAUUUCGUUUAAUUUUUGACUCAUUACUGACUCUUUUUUAUCUUGGUCGUGUAGCUUGUAUUUUCCUUUUGUGUUUUGUAAAGUUUCAUCUCCUUUCGGUUGUUCCGAGUCUCGUUUGUGUCGAGGCACGGUGGUGGCAGCAUCAUGAUUUUGUGAUUUCUAAAGUUGUCGGUAGACCUAGGUAGGUCUGCUCUAGAACUUUCUACAGGGGAUGUUCUCCUGUAGAAAGUUCAAGAGAGUUCUAGAGUAGAGCUACCAACAGCUUUACAGUUCUCGGUAGGUCUAGUCUAGAACUUUCUCCAGGGGAUGUUCUCCUCUAUGGACUUAAAGGAUCUGGAACUCUGGAAAUAUUCACAGUCUGAAGGUAGAACUCUAAAGUUACAGCAGAUAAAUAAAUGAGGAUCAUUAAGAGUCCAACAUUUGAUUGAAACUUUUUGCCUUUGAGGUGGGAACGUUGGUCCAUGUUUCAGUUUUCCUGUUGUUGUUGUUGUUGGAAGCAGCAGCGUUUGUUUCCUUUACUGUCUGUUCAGCAUCUGAAAGACCAAAAAAAUCAAAAAUAAAUAAAGGAUUUGGGUCAACAGCA